Eimeria acervulina is the source of this 204-nucleotide messenger RNA. RefSeq lists its product as hypothetical. The record is from RefSeq and is a predicted model, not a curated record. NCBI's taxonomy places the organism in Eukaryota, Apicomplexa, Conoidasida, Eucoccidiorida, Eimeriidae. The transcript is spliced from 2 exons. Bases 1 to 204 code for a protein of 67 amino acids.
AUGCCUAAUAGACUGGUUGGCAUCUACAAAACGUUCGAUGCGACUAAGUCCGUAACUUUAGACCCCUCAAGAAUAACAGAAGCAGACAAGCAGCAGCAGCAGCAGCAGGAGCAGCAGCAGCAGGAGGAGCAGCAGCAGCAGCAGAAGCAGCAGGAGCUGCUGCAGCUGCAGAUGGUUCCAGCAGGGGUUUCCGUCGUGCCUUAG